AUGAGUCCUGCCGAUCAAACCUCCGGUCGCGAGUUCGUCCUCCGUACCCACCGACCCGGCGAUAUAGGAUGGAUCAUUCACAGGCACGGCGUCCUUUAUGAUCAAGAAUACGGCUGGGGCGUACAAUUCGAGGCCCUUGUGGCCAGCAUCGCUGCAGAAUUUAUCAACCAAUACGACGCGCAAUCAGAGCGUUGUUGGAUUGCAGAGAAAGAUGGCAACCCGCUCGGCUGCAUCAUGCUCGUCAAAGACCGAUCAAGCCCAAAUACCGCCAAACUUCGCCUCUUACUGGUUGAGCCGAGUGCGCGUGGCCUCGGAGUUGCUCGAGCCCUUGUUCGUCAAUGCAGGACAUUCGCCGAGGAGGUCGGUUACGAAAGAAUAGUGUUGUGGACGAAUCAAGUGUUGACACCUGCGCGUCGACUGUAUACAUCCGAAGGGUAUCGAUGUGUGCAGGAGGAGGAGCACGAGACAUUUGGAAUCAACCUUGUGGGCGAAUCUUGGGAGUUGGAUCUAAAGGCGUCAACUACUUAG
Penicillium daleae is the source of this 528-nucleotide messenger RNA. RefSeq names its product GNAT family N-acetyltransferase. Gene Ontology annotation, molecular function: N-acetyltransferase activity. The transcript has a single exon. Lineage: Eukaryota; Fungi; Ascomycota; Eurotiomycetes; Eurotiales; Aspergillaceae. The record is from RefSeq and is a predicted model, not a curated record. Bases 1 to 528 code for a protein of 175 amino acids.